Brassica napus (rape) is the source of this 2930-nucleotide messenger RNA. RefSeq lists its product as uncharacterized. Lineage: Eukaryota; Viridiplantae; Streptophyta; Magnoliopsida; Brassicales; Brassicaceae. Gene Ontology annotation, cellular component: peroxisome. The record is from RefSeq and is a predicted model, not a curated record. The transcript is spliced from 10 exons. Gene Ontology annotation, molecular function: nucleic acid binding; RNA nuclease activity; zinc ion binding. Gene Ontology annotation, biological process: regulation of gene expression. The coding region runs from base 217 to 2709 and encodes 830 amino acids.
CAAAGGAAAAUAAAUGAAAAAGACAGACUCCGAGAGAGAAAAGCCAAAGGUUUCUUCGUCGAGAUGGUAAAGCUAUAAUAUGGAACCUUCUCCAUUAUUAUUUGCUUACCUUACUCUCUCCCAGUAGAUUUUAGAGGUAGAGAAAGAGACAAAGUUCAUUUCUUUUGUUCUCUCUUGCUUCAUCUUUAAACCAACCGUGUUCUAUAAUCUCCGGCGAUGAUGACGACGGCCGAGGGUGAGUACUCGAAGGCCAAAACAUCGGUUUGGUGGGACAUAGAGAACUGCGAGGUGCCUAAAGGAUGGGACGCGCACGCGAUUGCUCAGAACGUGAGUUCUGCUUUGUUGAAUAUGAACUACGGUGGUCCUGUCUCAAUCUCCGCGUACGGCGACACCAAUCUGAUCCCUCACGCUGUUCAGCAAGCGCUUUCUUCUACUGGUGUUGGUCUUAAUCACGUCCCUGCAGGAGUGAAAGAUGCGAGUGACAAGAAGAUACUAGUGGAUAUGUUGCUGUGGGCUGUAGACAACCCUGCACCAGCCAACUUCAUGCUCAUCUCAGGAGAUAGGGACUUCUCCAAUGCUCUUCACCAGCUAAGUAUGAGGAGGUACACUAUUCUCCUGGCUCAGCCUCCACGUGCAUCCGCUCCGCUUGUUGCAGCAGCUAAAAAUGUAUGGCUCUGGACAAGCCUAGCGUCUGGUGGUCCUCCUCUUACAAGUGUUGAAUCCUCUCGACUUGUUAACAACGGGCGCGGUCUUGUCUCUAAUCCUGAAGCGGCGAAAGAUCAAGUUUCUGAACAGGCUCAGACCAGCAAACCAACAACUCUCUCAACGUCUGUCGCUGGAGAUACCAAGGAUCACAAAACCAGAGAAAACCAUGUUCCGAGAGCAGUACCUCAGGAUGAAUGCAAAGGAGCUACAGGUGAAUCUGUUACUUCUUCUGAUAGUCUCAAAAAUGUUGCUCCGCAACAAUCAGAUAAAAGACGUACAUCUCAGGCCGCGUCUGUACCCAGUCAAAAAACUCAGGCCAGCGUUAAAGCCGAACCAGUACAAGAAGCAAAGCUCUCGGAACCUGUAUUUUGCAGUAUUUGCCAGAUCAGCUGCGCCACUAAGGAUGCAUAUACAAAUCAUACCUAUGGUAAAAGACACCGGAGCAACUGGGAGCUCUAUAAGGAGGUUCUGGAGAAACAAAAUGUUUACUAUCAUUGUCGUUUGUGCGAUGUGACAUGUCAGAGACAAGUGGUCUUUGAUUCUCAUCUCAGGGGUCAGAAGCAUGCUGCCAUGCUGAGUCAAUCAGAGGCACUCAAUGAUUCCAAGAAGCAUCAGGAAAAAGGUGUCAGAGAAAAGGAUCAACCAAGAGAAGCAGUCGCAAAGCCUAAAUCAUAUACUGACUAUGUUUGUGGUUGGUGCAAUGUGGUGUGCAAGAGUCAAUCUGUCUUUGAUUCUCAUCUAAGCGGCAAGAAGCACGCUUCCAUGCUUAGCCAGUCAAAGGCACUCAUAGAUUCUAAGAAGCUUCAAGAUAAAGGUGUCGGAGAAAUGGAUCAACCAAGAGAAGCAAUUACAGAGCCUCAGCUGCAGUCUCAACGUGCUCAAGACAAUAGCAAGUGCUUAGAGAAGCAUGUUGCCGUGAAUCAAUCUCAGGCACUCAUUGAUGCUAGGAAGCUUGAAGAGAAAGUUGUCCAAGAAAAGGUUCAAUCAAUAGAAACAAUUCUAGAACCUCAGUCGCAGUCUCAAAACCCUCAAGAGAACACCAAGUUCCUUGAGAAGCCAAACGUAGAGGUCAGAGAGAUAUGUGGCACCACAAAAAGCAAUAUAAAAGAAAAUAAUUCAAGUACCAAAGACUGGGUUGAGACUUCUUUCUUCGGUGACCUUUCAUGUGAUUCUAAAGCACCAGAAGAAGCAAGAGAAUGUUUUGAUGGCACUGUCAAGCCUGUAAACUUGUCUGGAGGAGCAACUGAGAAGGAAAAGGAGGUGAUGGUACCCCAAGCAAUAGCAGCUAGCAAUAAAAGUUAUGGAAGCCAGGGUUUGUCAACAGUGGUUACUAACAAAAACCAUACUACGCCUGGUUUUGUAGCCAGUGAUGGUGCUAAGUCCAGCGUUUCAACCAAUCAUAUUACGAAGGAACCAAAUGAUUGUCCUGUCUUCUGCCAUGUCUGCCAGAUCAGCUGCGACAGCAAGGUUGCAUUUGAAAAUCACAUCUAUGGGAAAAUACACCAACAGAAGAAUGAAGAGAGAUUGAAGAAGAUAUUGAACAAUAACCAUGCCGCCAUGGUCAAGGAGCAAACAGAGCAGGCACACGUUGAUUCAAGGAGAACACGACAAGAAGUUUACCAAAAAGAAUUGGAACAUGCACAUCAAGAAAAUGAAACUACACUUGUGAAGACUAAGGAUCAUGGGUUCCAAGGUGCACAACAAGUCAAAGAGGAAGUAAAGGAGAUAAACCACAUAUCUGAGAGCGUCAGAAACGCCAUAUCGCAUGCCUGCCCUGAACUGAAUCAAGAGUCUUGUAUACCCAUAGAAUUGAGACUUGAGAGAGUACAACUUCCAGCAGACGGGAAUGUGACCAAGAAGUUUGAAGAUUGGUCCAAGCAUAAUCCCCUACCAACACCAUCGCUAUCCGUAAAAGACUGUUGGGACAGAGAGGCUGCCGAGAGGGAAGAUGCUAAGGUUCAACCUGAUAACUUUUGGACCAGACUUUGGGGGAAAAAGAGUUAAAAAAGCCUUGCUGAAUAAUUGUCUGAUUUAAAACUGUAGUUUAUGGUCAACUAUUAACUUAUAUCUAUGUUUAGUUGGUGUGUUCUAAUGAGACUGAGAGAAAACAACGUUAAGCAAUGAUUUGAAACAAAAAUUAAACAUAUCCAGUUGUAAUUUGUAAAGCUCUUCACUCCUUUCUCCUAAAGUCGAGUAGUUUUUAUAUACUUUUUCUUCUGUUUUCU